AAAACUAUAGUCUCAAUUAAAAUUCACACAUUCUUCUUCUCUCUAUUUUCCCUCUUUAUAACCCCUUCAUAUCCUUCCAACACAAGUGUCCAUCAUUAGAAGUUGCAUCUCUAUUUUGCGCACACAUCGAAAAACAGUGCUCUGCUAAUGAAAUCGAUCCACUAAUAAUUAUUUCAAUCAAGAUCGAGCACGCUUAUCUAGAGGAAAAAAAGACAUGAGUAAUAAUAAUAUUGUGGAGAAGGCAAUCAAGAGUUUAGGAAAAGGAUUUGAUUUAACAUGUGAUUUUAGACUAAAGUAUUGUAAAGGAAAUGAAAGGCUUGUGUUACUAAAUGAAAAAUUGAAGAAAGAGUUGAUGGUGCCUGGUUUUGGAGCUUAUGAAAAUGUACCAAUUGAUAUUAAGUGUGAUAAAGGUGAUAGAGUUAGAUUUCAAUCUGAUAUUCUUGAUUUUAAUCAGAUGUCAGAAUAUAUAAAUAGGAGAAGUUCAGUGCCUGGAAAAAUACCAUCUGGACUGUUUAAUUCAAUGUUUGGAUUUGAGAGUGGUUCAUGGGCUAAUGAUGCAGCAAAUACAAAGUAUUUGGGGCUUGAUGGUUAUUUCAUCAUAUUAUUUGAUGUUCAUAUUGAUAGAUAUUCACUUGUUUUGGAUAAUCAAGUUAUUAAUGAUGUUCCUUCCACUUGGGAUCCUGCAGCACUUGCAAGGUUUAUUGAAAAAUAUGGUACACACAUAAUAGUGGGGUUAAGUAUUGGAGGACAAGAUGUGGUCCUAGUGAGGCAAGACAAAUUAUCAAACAUGGAACCAUCACAACUCAAGAACCACUUGGAUGAACUUGGUGAUCAAUUAUUCACUGGCAUUUGCAACUAUUGUCCACAACAAUUCAAAUCAAGAGAACAAAAACAUAAGGCAUUCAAUAUUUUUGAUCCACAACCCAACAUCUUUAGCAGCUUUCCAUCAGCAACAACCAAAAAUGGUGUAACUGUGAUAUGUUCAAAAAGAGGUGGAGAUUUAACAGCAAAUACACAUAGUGAAUGGCUUCUAACAGUGCCUUCAAUGCCAGAUGCAAUUGCCUUUAACUUAAUUCCUAUUACUUCACUUCUCAAAGGUGUUCCUGGCAAAGGCUUUUUAUCACAUGCUAUCAACCUUUAUCUUAGAUAUAAGCCACCCAUAGCAGAUUUGCAAUAUUUUCUGGAUUUUCAAGCCCACAAAAUUUGGGCUCCUAUUCACAAUGAUCUUCCUUUAGGCCCAACUACAAAUAGGUCCAUUAGGCCUCCAGCCCUUCAUUUCAAUUUGAUGGGCCCAAAGCUAUAUGUAAACCCAACUCAGGUAAUUGUUGGGAAGACACCUGUAACUGGAAUACGACUUUAUCUUGAAGGAGUAAAGUGUGAUAGGCUGGCCAUACAUUUACAACACUUGAUAAACACUCCAGUACUCCUACAAGACAAAAUAGACGAUCCGCUGACGUGGCGCGGACCCGACCAUCGGAAAAAAUUCUCACAGGCUCCUGUAAAGUACGAUCCGAAUUGGGCACCAUACGAGAAUGGCUUUAGUUUCAUCGUUACGGGUGCUCAACUCCACGUUAAAAAACACGAACUCUUACAUCUCAGAUUGUUAUAUUCUAAAGUUUCUAACUCAUGUAUCGUGCAGUCUCAGUGGAUGCAAUGUGCCUUCGAGAGUUGCACGAAAUCAUCAUCGGGUUUUGUAUCGGCUAUUAGUGGUGCAUCCUCGAUUCCCGGGUUUUUACCCGAGAAACCGGUGGUGGUGUACCCGACCGGCCCACCGGUGCCGGUGCAUACCCAAAAGCUACUUAAAUUUGUGGAUACAACACGAUUGUGUAGAGGCCAUUGGUUGGUUACCGGGGCAAAAUUGGACUUGGAAAGAGGAAAAAUUUGCUUGCGUGUUAAAUUCUCCUUGCUAAAUAGCGCUUCUUAAUCUUUUACGUCCAGUAAUACUCGUUGUGGACUUUUAGUUAAUUCAGAUUCGUAUAAAAAAAUUAUUUUGAAAGGUUUCAUCAAAGAUGACUUCAUUUAUAGAGUUGAGAGUCGAAAUCCCCAAACAACAGAUGGAGAUAUAUAUAUAUAUUGUUUACUUCUUGAGAAGUCCCCAAAAAUGUGGGUUGUAAUUAGUUAUUUUGAGAAAUUGGCUUGUGCAAUGUAUAUAAGUUAUAAUAUGGGGUAAAAUAUAGAACUUGAGUUUAA
This is a messenger RNA of Solanum pennellii, 2190 nucleotides long. RefSeq names its product MACPF domain-containing protein At1g14780. Gene Ontology annotation, biological process: plant-type hypersensitive response; regulation of salicylic acid mediated signaling pathway. The record is from RefSeq and is a predicted model, not a curated record. NCBI's taxonomy places the organism in Eukaryota, Viridiplantae, Streptophyta, Magnoliopsida, Solanales, Solanaceae. Gene Ontology annotation, cellular component: plasma membrane.